Salvelinus sp. IW2-2015 is the source of this 5791-nucleotide messenger RNA. Lineage: Eukaryota; Metazoa; Chordata; Actinopteri; Salmoniformes; Salmonidae. The record is from RefSeq and is a predicted model, not a curated record.
UUUUGAUGUUUUUCAACGCUCACCCUUGCARGGGCGGGACUUCCGUUCGAGACGCYGGAACUUCCGUUCGGGAAAUCAACAUGGAAUACAUGAUGAUUUGGCAGUGAGUGUACAUGAUGAAUCGUCCCAAGCCUACAACGAUCAGGCGGCCUAGUGCUGCAAAGCCCUCAGGUCACCCUCCUCCUGGAGAUUUCAUAGCAUUGGGGUCAAAGAGUGGCGGAGAGUCCAAAGCACCUGCAGUUCUCCUUAAGCCAGRGUCCACCUUACCCACUGACCGUAAACGAGAGACUUCUUCGUCACUUCCAUCCUCCUCUGGUCUGUCCGGCCUCGUGAAGCGCCCCAAGAUCUCCUCUACCCCUCCUGUCAGCGCCCUAGGACGACUGGCUGAUGUGGCAGCAGUGGACAAAAGGGCUAUAUCGCCUUCGAUCAAGGAGCCCUCAGUGGUGCCCAUAGAAAUCCCCCCAGCAGUGCUCCUGGAUGAGAUUGAGAAUGCAGAGCAGGAUGGAAAUGAUGAUCGCAUUGAAGGGMUGCURUGUGGAGCUGUCAAACAYCUGAAGAUGAACCGGGCRAAACCUGACAUAACACUAUACCUCAGCCUCAUGUURCUGGCCAAGAUUAAGCCCAAUCUCUURGCCACUGAAGGKAUUAUUGAGGCCUUGUGCAGUCUCCUUCGCCGGGAUGCCUCCAUCAACUUCAAAGCAAAGGGCAACAGUCUGGUGUCUGUGCUAGCCUGCAACCUGCUGAUGGCAGCCUAUGAGGAGGAUGAGAACUGGCCAGAGAUCUUUGUCAAAGUGUACAUUGAGGACUCUUUGGGGGAGCGAAUUUGGGUAGACAGUUCCCAUUGUAAGAAUUUUGUGGACAAUAUCCAGACUGCCUUCAGUACCAAAAUGCCCCCAAAGAGUAUGCUGCUGCAGUUGCAGCCUGACACUGGCCGCUCCGGUGGAGAUAUCAGUGCAGGGAGCAGUCCUCACCCCUCCACCCCAGAUGAGGAUGACAGCCAGACUGAAUUGCUAAUUGCUGAGGAGAAACUUAGCCCUGAAGAUGAUGGACAAGUUAUGCCAAGGUACGAGGAGCUGUCUGAGAGUGUGGAGGACUAUGUUCUAGAUGUCCUGAAGGACCAGUUGAACCGCAGGCAGCCCAUGGACAAUGUGUCCCGUAACCUGCUGCGUCUGCUCACUGCCACCUGUGGCUACAAGGAGGUGCGGCUUAUGGCUGUGCAGAGGCUGGAGAUGUGGCUGCAGAAUCCAAAGCUGACCCGUCCUCAGGACCUCUUCAUGUCUCUCUGUAUGAACUGCAACUCCCAUGGAGCGGACGACAUGGAGGUGACCUCCAACCUCAUCAAGAUCCGCCUGAAACCUAAAGUCAUCCUCAAUCACUACAUGCUCUGUGUCAGGGAGCUACUGAAUGCACAAGACAACCUGGGAACUAUGGUGAAGCUGGUGAUCUUUAACGAGUUGUCCAGCAGGAACCCCAACAACAUGCAAGUCCUUCACACACUGCUCCAGCACAGCCCAGAGCAGGCCCCUAAGUUCCUGGCCAUGGUGUUCCAGGACCUGCUGACCAAUAAGGAUGAUUACCUGCGUGCCUCUCGUGCGUUGCUGAGAGAGAUCAUCAAACAGACCAAGCACGAGAUCAACUUCCAGUCCUUCUGCCUGGGUCUGAUGCAGGAAAGGAAGGAGGCCACCUACGUCGACAUGGAGUUCAAAGAACGCUUUGUGAUCCAGGUCACAGACCUGCUCACGUGCUCCAUGAUGCUGGGCAUCACAGCUCAGGUCAAGGAGGCUGGCGUUGCAUGGGACAAAGGAGAGAAGAAGAAUCUGGAUGGUCUGAGAUCCUUUCAGAAUAAUAUCGCUGCCAUUCAGAGGGAUGCUGUGUGGUGGCUUCACUCUGUUGUUCCUACUAUUGCCAAAGUGCCAUCCAAGGACUAUAUGUCUCUGGUGCUGACUGAGGGGGGUCUGAAGGAUGGAGAGGAGAGGGACCAGCCCAUGGAGGAGGACUCCAGAGAUGCUGAGCUCCUGCCAGGAUACCAGUGGCUCCUACAGGACCUCCCCAAGCUACCCCUGUUCGACAGCGUCCGGGGAAUGACCUCCACCGCUCUGCAACAGGCCAUCCACAUGGAGACAGACCCACAGACCAUCAGCGCCUACCUCAUCUACCUGUCCCAGCAUGCACCAGUGGAGGAGCAGGCGUCUCACAAUGACCUCGCUCUGGAUGUGGCCCGUCUGAUUGUCGAGCGCUCCACCAUCAUGAACAGCCUGUUCUCCAAGUACUCCUGCCGGCCCGAGUCAGACGCUGUGCUCUCGGCCCUCAUCUCCAUCUUCUCCAGCUACAUCAGGAGGAUGAGGAAGACCAAAGAGGGAGAGGACCUCUACAGCUGGUCAGAAUCUCAGGACCAGGUGUUUCUGCGUUGGACCACAGGGGAGACGGCCACCAUGCACAUCCUGGUGGUCCAUGCCAUGGUCAUUCUCCUGACACUCGGGCCACCCAAAGAGGAGAGUGAUUUCUUCAACCUCCUGGACAUCUGGUUCCCCGACAAGAAACCCCUCCCCACCGCCUUCCUGGUGGACACCUCCGAGGAGGCCCUGCUGCUACCUGAUUGGUUGAAGCUGAGGAUGAUCCGGUCAGAGGUCGCACGAUUGGUGGAUGCAGCGCUGCAGGAUCUGGAGCCCCAGCAGCUGCUGCUGUUUGUCCAGUCGUUUGGCAUCCCCGUGUCCAGUAUGAGUAAACUGCUGCAGUACCUGGACCAGGCCGUAUCCCACGACUCACAGACACUGGAACAGAACAUCAUGGACAAGAACUACAUGGCUCAUCUGGUGGAGGUGCAGCAUGAGCGAGGCGCCACAGGGGGGCACACUUUCCACGGGUUGCUCAGCUCCUCUCUUCCUCCUCGCAGAGAUAGUACUGAGGUGAACAGAGCCAAAGUUACCGUGGAAACUCCUAGUGGCUCCUUGAAGAUGAGAGCCAAUCAGAUCCCAGUGAUUGGGCCUGAGGAUGACCUCACCGGCAUGUUGCUUCAGAUGUUCCCUCUGAAGGUGGACCUCCGCAGGCCCAUCCCCCCUCCCCGUCCCCUCUCCCUGGCCCUGCAGCAGGCUCUGGCACAAGAGCUGGUGCGUGCCAGACAGGGGGGGCACCCCCAGCAGGGUGGGGUGGCAGUGCGUCUCCUACAGGCCCUGGCUGCCCUGCUCAGCACUGCCCAUGCUGGGUCCCUCGUCAUGGCCAUGAACCGCAGCCACGCCCUGUCCUGCCCCAUGCUGCGCCAGCUGCACCUCUACCAGCGGCUGGUGUCGCAGGAUGUGGCCUUCUCAUCUCUCUUCUUCAAGGCUGUCAUGGAGAUGAUGACAUGGUUGGAGAACCCGGCCGUGGAGGCGGGGCCGCUGCGGGCCCUGCUCAAGUCCUUUGCUGGACAGUAUUCCCAGAAGCACCGGCUCACUGAUGUUCGUACAGGCUUCCUCCACCUGGCUGAGGCCCUGGCUUAUCGGAGGGACUCCGAGGUGGCCGUGAGGGCUAUAAUCGCCACACUGAAGGCAGGGGAGAGAUGUAACGCAGAGCCGGAACUGAUAGGCAAAGUGUUACAGGGGCUAGUGGAGGGGAAGUCUCCAUAUUUGGAGGAACUMCUGGCCUUGCUAAUGACUAUUGGAACAGAGACGGGGACCGGCUCUACCACCGCAGGCCCUGUUGCCAUGGUGAUAGCGCUGCUUCUCCAGGAGACUGAAGAGCAAGCUGUGAAAAUGGAGGUGGAUACAAACAACAGCAGCUCUGAGGUGACAAAGACCGGGUCCAGCUCAGGGCUGCUUGUUGAUUGGCUUGGACUUCUUGACCCUGAGGUCACAUCUGUGUGUCCCGACCUUCAGCGGAAGCUGCUCUUUGCUCUCAACAAGGGUAAAGGAACUCCCUCCUACAGACCAUACCUUCUGGCAUUGCUGACCCAUCAGUCCAACUGGACAACUCUUCAUCAGUGCAUCAGUGCUCUUCUCAGCAAGCAGCAAGACCAYCGACUGGACCCGUCUUCUGCUCUGGACUUCCUGUGGGCCUGCAGUCACAUCCCUCGUAUCUGGCAGGGCCGGGACCAAAAGACCCCACAGAAACAGACAGAUACGUUUGUCCUGCGGUUGAACCCGGAGGAGCUUAUCAGUCUGGUGGACCUCAUCAUGUCAGAGUCUGAGCUCAACAGCCGCGGCGACUCCUCCCCCCCUGCCAACGCCGCCGUCAAUGCCAAGAGCACCCUGGACCACACCUCCUGCUCCCUCAUCCAGUCACGGCUGCCCCUGCUCCACAGCUGUUGCCAUGGCGACCUGGAGAGAGUGAAGAAAGUCUCGGAAUACCUCAUCAACUGCACAAAGAAAUGGGGAGACAGUGUGAUGAGUAAGCGGUGCCAGAACCUCCUGCUCCAGCUCUACCUGCACUUCCCAGAGGUCAUCCAGCACGUGACCUUACCUGACGCCACCCUGAGCAGCGAGGGGGCCGCCGACGGCACCACAUGCAAGCACGACGUCCUGGUUCACCGUCUGGUCACGUUGCUAGGCGAUACGGGAGACACAAAGUCGGCUGAGAACCGGAUGUCAGACGCUAACCUGGCCUGCAGGAAGCUGGCUGUGUCCCACCCUGUCCUCCUCCUCAGACACUUGCCGAUGAUCGGAGCGCUUCUCCACGGACGCAUCCACCUCAACUUCCAGGAGUUCCGGAGCCAGAACCACCUGACAUUCUUCAGCAACGUGCUGGCCAUCCUGGAGCUGCUGCAGCCGUUAGUGUUCCACGGUGAACACCAGAGGGCGCUGCAGGACUGCCUGCUCUCCUUCAUGAAGAUCCUGCAGAACCUCAGGAGACCUCGUAUGCAUCCGUUGGCCGUCUUCAGUAAAUAUGUGCAGUUCAUUCAGAAGUACAUUACCCACGAUGCAGCAUCAGCCAUUCCCUAUCUACAGAAGCAUUCCGAUAUCCUACAGGGGCUCUCGUCAGAGCACCCUGACCUGCUGCUCAAGUCCCUGCUGGCUGGCCUCACCCUGCCUGUGAAGACUGGCUCCUCUGACAGCUCUGCAGAGGACAGAGAUGAUGAGUCGUCCUCUGGUUCCCUGCCCAUGGUCAGUAUCUCAGCCUCCGUUCCYCUGACUGCAGCUGACAUGACCAAGUACCUGAAGAAGAURUCCAGGGGAGAAGCCAUCGAAGACGUGCUGGAAGUUCUGACCGAGGUGGAGGACAAGUCCAAGAGGAAUCCUGAGAUCAUCCAGUACUUCACUAAUGACCUGCGGAGACUGAUGAGUUCUACUGAGGAGUUGUGCCGUAACAUGGCCUUCAGCCUGGCCCUGCGCUGCAUCCAGAACAACCCGUGCACUGCAGCAGACUUCCUGCCCACCUUCAUGUACUGUAUGGGCAGCGGGAACUUUGACGUGGUGCAGACAGCGCUUAGGAACCUGCCAGAAUACGUGCUGCUCUGUCAAGAGCAUGCAGACAUCUUACUCCACAAGGCCUUCUUGGUGGGGAUCUAUGGGCAGAUUGACACCAGCUCUAUGAUCUCUGAGUCCAUGAAGGUCCUGCACAUGGAGGCAACAACAUGAGGACCCGGAGGUACAAGUCCUUCUCCUCUGACGGGAGGCAGUGUCACCAUAACGUUUUUGUACAGUAGAUUUAGACUUGUGUCAUAUACAACUGCUCUGUUCUUUUUAUCCAUUUGGUCAACUCAUCAGGAUUUAUGGAUUGAUACGAACUGAUUCUUUGAUUCGAAGGUAAUAUCGAAGUAUUCAAAAGAUGGUGAAAUAUGAUUAUUGUAAAAAAGAAAUAAAAAUGUCACUCAUGCUUG